Molecule: messenger RNA, 1275 nt
Organism: Spizellomyces punctatus DAOM BR117
Lineage: Eukaryota; Fungi; Chytridiomycota; Chytridiomycetes; Spizellomycetales; Spizellomycetaceae
Product: serine/threonine-protein phosphatase PP-Z1
Exons: 13
Coding region: 1-1275 (424 amino acids)
Cellular component (GO): cytoplasm; nucleus
Molecular function (GO): protein serine/threonine phosphatase activity
Source: RefSeq, a predicted model, not a curated record
AUGGGAAGCGGUAACUCGAAAAUAAAGAACGGAAAACGGAAGAGUAUCUCGAGCUUUGCUGAAAAGGACGUUGCCGAACUCACAACCGCAUCCGUGCAAAACUUGAGCAGCGGUGCCGCUGUCGCAUCUAAAGAUCCCGUACGCCGAUUUUCUGCGCCAGCAUCCAUAUCCGGUGGAGGAGACGACUUAUCGUUAACGGAGUCAACGGAAAUCAAAAAAGGUGCUGCUGUACCCGUGCCGACACCUACAAGCCCACCACCCAAGCAUCUUGGAUCACCACCACCAAAUUUUGGAGAUCAGGACGCUGAUGAUCCCUCAUCUGCAGGCGAGGAGUCGGACCCCACCAAUCCAGAUGAUACUGCAAACAACGCCGAUGAUGUGCCCAGUAGCCCAAUCUCAGAGUCACCGGCGUCACCGAGAACUGCCUUUUCCAGUAGUUUUGGUGGAAGAAUUGGCCCAAAAGACAAAUAUGAUCUGGACGACAUAAUUGCACGGCUUUUGGAUGCGCGAAACCACAAGGUGUCGAAAUCUCUCUGCUUGAAAAAUUCCGAGGUUCUAUCUGUCUGUCAUAAAGCACGAGAAGUCUUUAUGAGCCAACCAAUCCUAUUGGAGCUGCUCCCUCCUGUCAAUAUCGUUGGUGCCCCGUGUCAGGUGAUAUUCACGGCCAGUUCCACGACCUUUUGCGAAUAUUCGACCUUUGCGGAUAUCCUCCCAGCACGAAUUAUCUAUUCUUGGCGACGAUGCAAUUUGAAGGUGUGGAAAGUAUUCACGGAUGUCUUCAAUUGCUUGCCCAUUGCUGCAUUGGUUGCUGGAAAGAUAUUCUGUGUCCAUGGAGGGUUAUCACCAAGCCUGCAUUCCAUGGAUGACAUUCGGGCAGUCGCGCGGCCGUCGGAUGUACCUGAUUUUGGGUUAUUAAACGAUCUUUUGUGGUCCGAUCCAAGCGAUCUCGCUACUGAUUGGGAGGAUAAUGAGCGGGGUGUUAGUUACUGCUUCAGCAAGACUAUUGUGUCCGAGUUCCUCAGUCGACAUGAUCUGGAUUUGGUUUGUCGAGCGCACAUGGUAGUGGAAGAAGGCUAUGAAUUCUUCAACAAUAGAACCUUGGUGACAGUGUUUUCCGCACCAAACUACUGUGGAGAGUUUGAUAACAAAGGGGCGGUGAUGUGUGUCAAUGAAGACCUUCUUUGUUCUUUUGAAAUCUUACAACCUCAAACGCAUCCAAAACAUUCCUUGAAAGGCCGACGACGACUCUCCCCACCGAUGUUGAAUAAGCCGUGA